This is a messenger RNA of Osmia bicornis bicornis, 5149 nucleotides long. It is a transcript of the gene Pak, whose product is annotated as serine/threonine-protein kinase Pak. The transcript has 9 exons. Gene Ontology annotation, biological process: regulation of MAPK cascade; regulation of axonogenesis; protein phosphorylation. Gene Ontology annotation, molecular function: ATP binding; protein serine/threonine kinase activity. The coding region runs from base 1134 to 2882 and encodes 582 amino acids. NCBI's taxonomy places the organism in Eukaryota, Metazoa, Arthropoda, Insecta, Hymenoptera, Megachilidae. The record is from RefSeq and is a predicted model, not a curated record. Gene Ontology annotation, cellular component: cytoplasm.
AUAUUCGUGUUAACUAAGAAUAAUCAGAUAGAUAAAAAUAAAUAUAUCGAUAUGUGUAUAUUAAGUGUACUAACCUUGUAAGUGUAUAAGGUAAACGAUAAGGUGGGAAAAAAGUAAGAUAAAAGAUUAAAGGAAAAAGUUGAAAAGAGAAAUGGGAAAGGAAAGAGAAAGAUAAAGAAAGAGAGGGAGUGAACGGUGUUUCGGUGGAGGCGCUGUGCAGUGCCAGAAGACCGCGGCGGCGGUGGUGAUUCAGACUUCUUAUCAACCUCGAAAAAGUCGUGGAGAAGAAUAGGGAGAAAUUCGACAUUGGGCGUCGAUUACAUGUACGCGAUGAGGUGCCAUUGAUAAGACUUAGAGCGCCGCGUGGUUCCGCCUCCGCCGUGCCCAAACGCGGCACAUUACGGACGUGUGGAUAAAGCGGCGCCAUAUAUACACGAAUAUACAACCGUAUUUUUUCUUUCGAGAGUGCUGAAAUACGAGAAAAAAAGGAAAGAGUGAAAUCGUCUUAAGAACGAAAGAGAAAUCCGUAUACGAAGCUGGUCGAGAAAGAGAGAAAAAGUAGAGGCCCGUGGAUGCGGCGCGGUGUCUGCACCCGUGCGUGAAUCACGCUUCGGAGGUGCUUGUGUAUAUCUCUUGCAUUCGAGUACACCCCAUACCCACGACAUUGACCCGUUCGUAGACGCCGUGACUAUUCGCCAAACGGACAAAAGAUCUUUCAUAAAUUGUGUCGAUUUACCUUAUCGAAACUGUCACCCACGAGGAGGGGCACCUUUGUUUCGUUCGAUGUUCCCCACCGGUCGUCAAGUCUUUUAACCGUGCUCCUCGUAUAAUGCCGGUAUCCGAAACGUCUUUUCGAUACAUCUACUAAAUUAAUAAAAUUCACUUCUUUUCUUCAUAAUAGAAGUGAAUGGAUCUUAGAAUAUCGUGUUUUCAAGGGAGAACUUGGUGCUCUUGUCAACAUAAAGGAUUCUUUAUUUACUGUGAUUCGAAUCCCUAAUCUUUUCAAAUUUGUGUAAUAUAACAAUAAAUAAGACGACUGUGGUAGGAAGUAAUAGUAUUAAACCAGCCUUUAAGUAAUAGACGCACAGCAACAUAAGAUAGAUUGGCAACAAAGAGACAGAAGCAGGGACAACAUGUCAGAUGAAGAGGAUAAACCCCCUGCACCUCCUGUGCGACUUACAUCAAACAGAGGUGAAUCAGCACCUAAUUUACCAGUGGAUAUGCGUCCACUACCUAAAGAACCUGAUUCUGAUGAGCGUAAGAAAAAAACCUUAAAAAGCAAAAUGAAGGUAAAGGAGAACAAGGACAAACCGAAUAUCAGUUAUCCCACUAAUUUUGAACAUACUGUACACGUCGGAUUUGAUGCUGUCACUGGUGAAUUUACAGGAAUGCCAGAAGCUUGGGCCAGGUUGCUUAUGUCUAGUAACAUCAGUAAACAAGAACAGAAGAAGAAUCCACAAGCUGUAUUAGAUGUUUUAAAUUGGUAUGAUAGUAGCAGUAAAGAAACAAAAGGUUCCAAGUACAUGACAACAACAAAAAUGGUUGGAGUAGUUGCUCCUAUCGAAAGAGCAAGUAGCCCUAGAAGCAUGGGUAUAGGUGUUGGAACAGGUGUAGGAAAUAUUCGUGGACAAGCAAUGUCACAAGCUUCUGGAAGUUCUCAUUCCCAACAUUCACUGAGCAGAGUAAGUAGCAGUAGUCCGAGUAGUACACCAACCGAUGCUUGUGCAACUAGUUCUGAACAAGAGGAUGAACCUCCGCCACCACCGAUUUCUGCUAGGCCAGAGCGUACAAAAUCAAUUUAUACGAAACCGAUAGAAGAAGAACCACCACCACCAUUAACUACUACGUUAGGAUCACCUCAACGAAAUGGUACACCGCAACAACCGCAUCAAUCGCAGCUGGAUAGAAAUAAGAAUCAGGCAACUCCCACCUCAACGACAACUGAUCAAACGAGACCAACCCAAAGUGACAAAGCUAGGAAGAAAAAAAUGUCGGACGAUGAAAUAUUAGAAAAGCUAAGAACGAUCGUAAGCGUAGGUGAUCCGAAUAGAAAAUAUACAAAAAUGGAAAAGAUAGGACAAGGUGCUUCGGGAACAGUAUACACAGCAAUUGAAACAUCAACGGGAAUGGAAGUUGCAAUAAAACAAAUGAACCUUUCGCAACAGCCAAAGAAAGAGUUAAUAAUAAAUGAAAUAUUAGUUAUGCGGGAGAACAAACAUCCGAAUGUUGUGAACUACCUGGAUAGUUACCUCGUGGGUGAGGAAUUAUGGGUAGUUAUGGAAUAUUUACCUGGUGGUAGUUUAACGGAUGUUGUAACUGAGACAUGUAUGGACGAGGGUCAAAUAGCAGCGGUGUGUAGAGAAGUGUUGCAAGCUUUGGAGUUCCUUCAUUGUAACCAAGUUAUACAUAGGGAUAUUAAAUCAGACAAUAUCCUGCUCGGGCUAGACGGCGGAGUAAAGCUAACAGAUUUUGGAUUUUGUGCACAAAUUUCACCGGAACAAAGUAAACGAACUACGAUGGUUGGUACACCAUAUUGGAUGGCGCCAGAAGUAGUUACGAGAAAACAAUAUGGUCCAAAGGUUGAUAUUUGGUCGUUGGGUAUAAUGGCUAUUGAAAUGAUAGAAGGAGAACCGCCAUACUUGAACGAAAAUCCUUUGAGAGCGUUGUAUUUAAUUGCAACAAAUGGAAAACCUGAAAUUAAAGAGAAAGAUAAAUUAUCAGGAAUUUUUCAAGAUUUUUUAGAUCAAUGUUUAGAAGUUGAAGUGGAGAAACGAUCGGCUGCUUCAGAAUUACUCAAGCAUCCUUUUCUGAAACUAGCAAGGCCACUUGCUUCUUUAACACCUUUAAUAAUGGCGGCAAAGGAAGCUGCUAAAGGUCAUUAGAAGAGUGGUGUUUGUGAUCAUACAACGUGAUUACAAAAAAAAGUUAAUAAUUUUACAAGAAAAUAAUGAAUCACCCUCCCAAAACGGAACGGCACAAUAAUUCAAUAAUAUAUAAUAAAUAAUAAACAUAUAUAAAUAUAUAAAUAUACAUAUAAUAUAUGUAACAUAUCUGUAAUUCAUAGAUAUAUUAUAUGUAUUAUAUGUGUAUACAAUAUAUAUAUAGGUCAUAGAUAGAUAGAACUUAUCCGAUACCUUAAAAAAGUAUCGAGAAAUGGUUUCAAAGUUUUUAAAUUACUCGAUUCUCGCAUGUUGCGAGGAGGUAAAGUUAAAUCAGAACUGUGAACGAUCUGACGGCAGAAAUCUAGUAUUCCUCGACAAGUUUUUAUUGGUUACAAAGAGCUCGCUAUGAUGUCUUAUUAAAAAUAGUCUUCAAGAUAAAGAAUAAAUUGUACGAGUAGGGUUGUUGCCUGGAGAGCUCUUCUACCAAUAUUAAACUGGUAUCGAGGAUUUUCAAGUGACUGUCAGUUAUUUUCUAAAGAUAUAAAACUAGUAUUACUGACUCUAAAAUGUGAAGAUCAGAGUUAGCUACAAACACACAUUAUUUAUAGCAAAAAACCUUAUUAGAUAAUAUCAUAAAGAAAUGUGAACAAGUACAUAGGACCUAUUCUAAUAUAUUAUUAUGGUUUAACAAGAAAUCGUAGAAGAAGAAGAAAAAUUGGUCUUCGUGUCAGACUUAUAUUUUUUGAACGAAGUUAUGGAGAGCAGAGCAAUAUGUUUUCAGUCUUUGGUCUGUCAGUAUGACGUAGAUAUAAUAAGCGAUAGCCUAACUUGUUUUAAACGUUCUCAAGAAUCACGUUCUUGUCAUUAAAUGUUAGCAGACAUCAUUAUGUGUUAUAUUUAAGUUGAAGUUUUAAUAGAUUUAAAAAAAAAAAAUAUUUCGACACUGCAAUUUUUGCAUUAUGUUAAUGUGUAUAUAUAGUACAGAAGAAAAAAUUGAUUUCACAUAUAACGAAAUUUAUGAUAAAUUUUAAUACAUGCGAAAUCUUAUUUAACGCUAUUCAUUUAUAAUUGUAAGAUAAGAUAUAUAAGUAAUUUUUCUCAUUUGCAUCGCUGAUUAGACACGUUGGGAUAUUGACCUUGUUACUAAGAUAUAUAUAUAUAUAAUUAUAAGAACAUCUUUUUAUGGGCUAAUUGUCCAGUUACGUGUGUUCUUCGAUUACAGGUCAAAUGUAAGUUGUGUCUCUAACGUGUCUUGCAAGAAGUGAACGGAUGAUCGACGAAAUUUUAAAACAAGGUUCAGAUAUAGGAGCAUUUUGUGACACUAUAAAGUGCCUGUCUUGUCAUGUUUAGACACGUGAAAAAACUCGCGCUAGAUUCCUUAUAAUCUUGAACCAUCAAUGAAAUGAUUUAAUAUUUUGUUUAAAGCUAAGCAAAUGCAUACAUACAAAUCAACAGAAGAUUAUUGUUUCAUAAUAUUCAUAUAUAAAGAAAAGAAGAAAAAACACAAGGUUUCUAGAUGGUUGUACUACAUUAAAUGUAAUAAUGUCUUUCCUAAUUGUAUUAUGUCUUAAACAUAUAUUACUGAAAAAAGAAACCUUGGGAUAUUCUUAGUUUAAGAAAUACAGAUUUUCGAACUUGUCAUUUCUAUUCUUUAUCAUCUUCAUUAUGUAUAGGAUUUUAUCGUACAUUAAUGCUAAAAGAACGCCACGUGAGAAAUAUAAUAGCUAUCGAAGAGAUUAAUGACAUAUUAUGCAUAAAGUAAAAGAAAUAAUAAUAAUAAAAGAAAAAAAAAUGAAAAAAAAAUAAUGAAAGCAUACAUCGUUUGGUAACGAAUGAUCGUAUAUGUAAUAAUAUAUUCAUUAUCUAUUGAGUUUAUUGUUUUCGUAAUAUUAAAAAGCCUGAUUAGUUUUUUUUAUAAUAAUCAAUAAUGUCUAAUUAUACUUGACAGACGAAGCAGCUCAGUUUGUAUUGCGCUUACACCUAAAUUUGGAGCUGUAUGCUGAAGGAUAAAUGUGUAUUUACCUGUGAAAGGAUCAGGGACUAUAUAAUAUUUAAUUGUAUGAAAUUUGUCUCAGUAUUGCGCGAAAAUAUGAACUGUUACAUUACUCCAUUUCAGCAUCUGCUCCAAAUUAUUUAGGUACUGUGAGCAGUGUUUAGGAGGUAUAGAAAACAAAAUAACUGUGCACGUCUAGUAUUAAUAAAUAAAAAAAAACAACAUACAUUUGUGUAAAAGAAACUUGCAAUUCAGGGUCAAAAUUGACAUUUAA